Molecule: messenger RNA, 2820 nt
Organism: Monopterus albus (swamp eel)
Lineage: Eukaryota; Metazoa; Chordata; Actinopteri; Synbranchiformes; Synbranchidae
Product: plexin domain-containing protein 1-like
Exons: 14
Coding region: 1112-2347 (411 amino acids)
Source: RefSeq, a predicted model, not a curated record
GCAGCCAGUCAAAAAUAUGUGCUAGCAAAAUGUAUUCUCAGCCAUGCCACAAGCAAAUUGAUUCAAAAUUAAGAUAAAUUCAAGGCAUAGGCUAAUCAAGAUAAAUCACAAAAUAACUGCCCAACAAAGGAGCAAGGCUGAAUUACCAACUGGGCACAAAAAGCCCCAUAUUCACUCCAUAUCAGUGGAGUCUACAUGGUAUUGGAUUUUUUUUUUCUCCACUUCAAGUACUAUAUGGGUCCUCCAAUUCAGAAUUUACAAUUCUUAAAAAACACAUGAAAAACUAGCAAAUGUCCACAUUUGAGAAGCUGGUGACAGUGAAUUUUGGGCAAUUUGCUUAAAAAUCCAAUCAAUCAAAACAGUUGCCACUUUAUUAUCUGUCAAUCAUCCAACUGAUUAAUCAACAAAUACUGCAUUUUCAACUCUAGAGUACUGGUUGGUUUCUGGGCACAAGGAAGAAAAAACAUCUGUGUGCAAUGCAAAGUCAAUUAGAGUUGGAGCAUACACGUUAAUGUCAAAAAACAUGCCACCAGCCAAAUAACCCAGUUUUCAACCACAUGUCAAAUACAGAUCUAAAAUUGAACACGGGUUAAAUAAUGCCACUAUUGCAGCACAUCGGUAUAUGAACUCGUCCAGUUUUCUAGUUGGUCUGGUGGUUCCUUAAGCUUUGAAGACAGGCUAGUUAGCUUGCAGAGAGGCCGUGAGUACCGUUAGCUAGCAUUAGCAUGAAAAGAAGAGCGAGGAAACUAGUAGGUAAUAGCGAAAAUUCACAACUUCCGAGUCAAAUGUUAACGGGUGUCUGAGCUUGGGCGCCCUAACCGGACCACUGGGGGAUCCAGCAGAAUCGUCCUGCUCAGUUUUAAUCUAUUCAGUUGUCGAGUAUCUCAGGCAUGAAAACACCGGAGCAACAGAGACAAACUCUUCGCAGCAGCCAGGCUGACUACGGCAGGUUAUUCACGAUGAUUCGUAUCGUGUGAUCCCACAGCAGCAUGAAGAGUCAACUAGAGGUGAUGGUCAUCCUCAUAAAGCCCAGAGGUUACCUUCAGGUCAUGGUAGGAUAAGCAGGGCGGUCCUGGGUGGAGGAUUGUCCAUUGACACUCUGGCAGCCAACAUGACACAUGUGGUGGAGGAUUCUGACAAGUACUACACAUGGUGUAACUUUGGCCCUAAGGACCAGCGCACACAUGAACUCUGGGUAGACAUGAGUGAUGUCCGACAUGGCCAAGUUAGACUCCAUGGCAUUCUAUCAAAUUCAUACAAACAAGCUGUGAGGGUUGCCCUGUCAUUUGACUUUCCUUUUUACGGCCAUUACCUGAGGCAGAUUACCAUAGCAACAGGAGGGUUUAUCUUCACAGGAGACAUAACUCACCGGAUGCUGACUGCAACGCAAUACAUCGCCCCACUAAUGGCUAAUUUUGACCCCAGCUACUCCAAAGAAUCCACUGUGCAGUACCUGGAUAAUGGUGAGAUGUUUGUGGUCCAGUGGGAGCGAGUCAGACUCUCUGGCAAAGAAUCCAAAGGAGCUUUCACCUUCCAGGCUGCCCUAUACAAAACAGGAACCAUCACGUUCAGCUACCGAGAGAUACCACUGUCAAUAGAUGUGAUCAGUUCGGCUGAGCAUCCAGUGAAGGCUGGUUUGUCUGAUGCCUUCAUGGUCAUGUCACCCUCUUCUCAAUCACUGGAUUCCCAACAGCGGACGAUUUAUGAGUACCAUCGUGUUGUGAUAGAUACUACAAAAAUCACCAACUACUCUGCUGUUGAGUUCACUGCACUACCUACCUGCCUGCAAUAUGCCAGCUGUGAUCUCUGCCUCUCAUCCAACCAAACCUCUGGUUGUAGCUGGUGUAAUGUACUCCAGAGGUGCUCAGAUGGAAUGGAUAGACACAGACAGGAAUGGCUGGACUAUGCUUGUUCAGAAGAGAGCAAACAUGCAAACUGUGAGGAUUACUCCAGGGGUGACAGCUCCACUAGUUCUUCUAUCACACCAGAGAUCGACAAUGUGACCUCUUUGACACCGCUACAAAAGAGCUGCAAAAAUAACGACGACACCAUACAUCACAUAUUUAACAACGCCAAUGAUGUGAAGACAGAUUCUUCAACCAAGAGUGAAGGGCUGGUUAACACAGGAGUGAUAGCUGGUAUAGCAGCUGCUCUUUUGUUACUCCUGGCUCUCGUACUUGUAGCUCUUUACAUCAACUACCAUCCUACCACUGCAUCACCACUUUACAUCAUCCAGCGACGCAAGAGCUACUGGCCUUCCUUUAAGUUUCAGAAGCAACAACCUGGUUACAAAGAAGUGGAAGGUGAAGGACAUGAGAAGGAUAACAUUGCUGAAGCAGGGCCAUGAAUGCAUGAAUGGGAACUUGUAUUUUAAAAAACUCAUUUGCAUUGAAGUGAUUUCCACAAACAUUCUAACAUAUACACUACAUUUGUCUAGACCUUUAGAUUCCAAAGCUUUUACAUUAAGUUUAAGAUUGUUUCAAGCUAUUUGUUGACUGUAUAGCAAAAUUAUUAUACUGAUGCACAAUAGGGUGCUUCUAAGCCAUAUAGAAUGCUAGGCUAUAUGCAAUAUUGAAUGAUUUUAUUUUAAAUGUAUAGGCCUAGUGGUGCUAGAAUAAAUUGUAUUACAUCCUUGCAAAAAAACAACUUGAUCUAUUUUGACUGCAGUAAACUGUAAAAUGCAUGCCACAAGCUUGACAACCUUAGAAAACUACAUAAGCUCUGCUGUAACUUUCAGAUACUUUUGAUGGUGAAGUUCCACCUUUUGUUUUGCAAGAGCACAUAUUGAUCUUGCUUGUAAUGCUUUUUCUGUGUGUUUUA